GACUUUCACGCGUGGAUGAUGACGUCACCGCAUAUGCGCGCUGCUCAAAUAACAGAGUUCAACAAGCCAUACCAGCUGAACUUGCAGCCGGUUCCACAAUGCGGCGAUAAUGACCUGCUUGUUGAGGUUCAUGCUGCGGGAUUCUGCCAUUCUGACCUUCAGGUCUGGGAAGGCAAUUUCAAAGCGAAACUACCAAUGAUCCCCUCUCACGAGCCCGCUGGCAAGAUCGUGCAAAUCGGCGCCCGCGCCAAGGGUUCGUGGAAAGUAGGCGACCGCGUGGGUGUGUUGAAUUUCAAGAAUGCUUGCAAGGAGUGUGUUGGUUGUCGACAGUACAAUCGAAAGAAAGGGUGCACCGAUCCUCGCUUCUGCGAGAAGAGGGAAAUGGCAGGCUUCAAGCAUGAUGGAGCCUUUGCGGAGUACAUGAUCGCCGACCCAGCUACCACUGUUCAUCUACCCGAAAAUAUAUCUUUUGAACAAGGCGCACCUCUUAUGUGCGCGGGCGCGACAGUAUGGGGCGCACUUCAGAAGCUGAAGCCGGAGGUCCAGCCUGGCGAAACAGUCGCAAUAGUAGGCAUAGGCGGUCUUGGACAGCUGGGGAUUCAAUUCGCAAAAGCUAUGGGUUUUGAGACGGUAGCUAUAGACAACAGACUUGAAGGCCGCAGGCUGGCGACGGAAGUCUCUUCGAACCUGAGACCAGACCUGAUAGUAGACUCCUCGGCCCCGGACGCCUCGGACAAGAUUAUGGACUUCACAGCGGGGGAAGGUCUUGCGGGGAUUGUUGUCUGUACGGAUUCUGUCCCGGCGAACACCUGGAGUCUGCGGCAGCUCGGCAACGGAGGGGUAAUGGUUCCAGUCGGUUUACCGCAGGACAGAUGGCAGUUUGACACAGAGCCCAUCGUUUUCCGUGAACUGACCAUUCGAGGCGUGUAUGUGGCUGGCAGGGAACAGGUGGAAGAGAUGUUGAAAGUUGUGGCUGAUCAUAAGAUUCUAUCUCAUGUUACCUCAGUCUCUUUCGAUGAAAUUCCGAAUUUGGUCGCAAAAUACACUGAUCCAGCGAUGAAGGGCCGCCUGGUGGUUCAGAUCAAGCAAUGA
Molecule: messenger RNA, 1092 nt
Organism: Paraphaeosphaeria sporulosa
Lineage: Eukaryota; Fungi; Ascomycota; Dothideomycetes; Pleosporales; Didymosphaeriaceae
Product: GroES-like protein
Exons: 4
Molecular function (GO): oxidoreductase activity
Source: RefSeq, a predicted model, not a curated record